CAUGCGCAGUGCCAUGUCUCGACACCAGGUGAUGGUUUGGGAAGAGGGUUUAGUAAUGCGCCAUGGCACGCCCUCGCAGAUUGCGUGAAGUAUGACCGCCUCUGCGCUGUCCUGUCCUGGGAAAUAACCGGUUGCACUUACCGUACUGGACGGGCGACCAUGGCUGGGAAAGAAAUAGCUGGACCCCACAUUACGAUGUCGAGUGGCAGUUGCAGCGCGGACCAGGGUACAAGCACUGCAGCCACUGAUCUAAACCAUGGCAGAGUCCCCGAAGAAACCAGGGAAGCAGCGUGGCACCAGCGAGAGAACCCGGCUGCCAACAGAAUUCAUAAGUGCCACGUUUGCCGGUGCCUUUUCACCAACAUGGAGGCCUUCGAAAAGCACGCCGCUGACCACUCGCUUGGGAAAAGCAAAAACUGUCCCGAGCGUGGCAAAUCGUUUAUGACGUCUUGGCUCCUCACCAGGCAUUUACUUUCGCACGGCGAACCACCCUUUGAGUGCGGCUUGUGCAGCCCAAAUUUUUAUAGAAAAGAUGGCCUCAAGAGCCACAUGCUUGCAUGGCACGUCGGUUCACAGGACUGAGAAGGCGUCGAAGGGUCUUCUUAGCACAGCAGCACGCGCCACGAAAUUGGUCGAGAACGUCAUGGAGCACUGUCGCACGUGACGGUGGCAUCGGCAUCGCUAGAGCCGGAAGUUCGCCCUGGAGGAGUGACUUCUCGGGAUGUCACCCUGGCGCCAAAAUCCGUCGUGUGUUUUCGCAGAAGAACUUGCGGUCUGGGGUUCAACUGUUCUAGCUGUGAGCUAAUUUUUUGACAAACAAAACUGGGCUAAUCUUAUUAAUUCUGACUACGGCUGACAAAUGCCUGCCAAUAAAGUUCUUACAGUGGUUAUCUCGAGGAA
This is a messenger RNA of Dermacentor andersoni, 900 nucleotides long. The record is from RefSeq and is a predicted model, not a curated record. NCBI's taxonomy places the organism in Eukaryota, Metazoa, Arthropoda, Arachnida, Ixodida, Ixodidae.